AUGCCACCGAUCGCGCACCGAGGGGCCGUCGACCUGUGGGCGGUGACGAGCGAUCCGGAGCCGUGGCGCGCGGCGCUGCGGUCGUACGCGCGGCGCGUGGAGGGACUGAACAGAGGGGAGGCGUUGACGCGAUUGAAUGAAAAGAUUCAAACCACGCUGCCGAGGGCGAUCGAGAGCCGGAGAGCGCGCGACGACGAGGGCGAGCGCGGUGGAUACAUCACGAAGGAGGAGUACGUGGACGUCGUGAGCUGGAAACUCGGGCGGGGGAAAACACGACCUGGUUUGUUGAAUUACGCAAAGGCGCUGAGCGAAGAGAGCGUGCGCGAGGCGAGCGCGCGCGCGUUCGCUCAGGCGAGCGAAAUGUCUGGAGGGGGGAGCCAAAAGAAGCUCGGGGAUGCAAUGGCGCCGUUGAUCGCACUCCGUGGGUGCGGGCCGGCCACGGCGUCGGCGGUCAUGGCGCUCGCGGAUGAACGGUUUCCGUUCUUCUCCGACGAGGCGUUGGUAGUGGUCAUCGGAAACGGUGACCGCGAUAGCGAGAGAUAUUCCCUUCCGAGGUACAAACAGUUUAUGGCGGCGUUGCAGCGUCGUUCUGACGAGCUCGGAGCGCCGGAGCUCACUCCGUCAAUGCUCGAACGGGCGCUCUGGUCCGAGGCGGCGCUCACGAUACCGAAGAAGGCUACGCUAAAGAAAUGA
Ostreococcus tauri is the source of this 693-nucleotide messenger RNA. RefSeq names its product unnamed product. Lineage: Eukaryota; Viridiplantae; Chlorophyta; Mamiellophyceae; Mamiellales; Bathycoccaceae. The record is from RefSeq and is a predicted model, not a curated record. The transcript has a single exon. Bases 1 to 693 code for a protein of 230 amino acids.